AUGUCAGACUUAGAAGAAACCCAUAAUCUGGAGGAUUUGUCACCAGUGGAGAUAGACACUGUUAUGACUACGAAAUCUCGACUUCCAGAAUUUGAUCGUAGUGAUCCUGAGUUGUGGUUUGCUCAACUCGAGCAUUAUUUCACGAGACACAAUAUCAAAUCUGAAGGGAUUCGCUAUAGAGAUUUGUGUUCUAUCCUUCCUCCUUCAGUCGCCAAAGAAGUCCGUGACUUGAUUUUAGAUCCACCAUCACCACAACCGUACACCAUCUUAAGACGAGAGAUAAUGAACCGUUUAUCAUUAUCAGAUAGUCAAAGAAUCCAAAGACUUUUUCAAGGUGAAACACUAGGUGAUCGGUCGCCGUCACAAUUUCUACGUCACCUCCAAGUCUUAGUGGGUGAUAACACAGUGGGUGAAGCAGUCCUAAAACAAGGAUGGAUACAAGCUCUCCCAUGCUACGUCCAACAUUGUUUGGAUGCACAAGAUCCUGAAACCUCAUUAUCUCAUUUAGCGCGUAUAGCUGAUAGAAUAAUGGAAAGAGGUCCUCCAACUGGAUCAGGCACAAUAAAUCACACACAGAAAGUAGAAUCAGCAAAAGACCCCGUCAUAGAAGGACUCAUUGCGAGUGUUAAGAGUCUCACUGAGGCUGUCACCAGAAUGCAAAUGAGUCAUACAAACAGGAGCAGGUCACCACAACGAUCACGAUCCAAGUCACAAAAUAGGUCACAAAUGUCCAGACAAUCUGGGCAGUUUUGUUGGUACCACUGGAAGUUUGGUGUCGACUCAACCAAGUGCAGGCAACCAUGCGCCUGGCCUAAGCAUAAUUCCAAGACAGCGGGAAACGAGUAA
Molecule: messenger RNA, 846 nt
Organism: Schistosoma margrebowiei
Lineage: Eukaryota; Metazoa; Platyhelminthes; Trematoda; Strigeidida; Schistosomatidae
Source: the annotation of a GenBank genome assembly